Messenger RNA from Acanthopagrus latus (yellowfin seabream), 6300 nucleotides. RefSeq names its product family with sequence similarity 91 member A1 (gene fam91a1). The record is from RefSeq and is a predicted model, not a curated record. The transcript is spliced from 25 exons. Bases 1702 to 4263 code for a protein of 853 amino acids. NCBI's taxonomy places the organism in Eukaryota, Metazoa, Chordata, Actinopteri, Spariformes, Sparidae. Gene Ontology annotation, biological process: intracellular protein transport. Gene Ontology annotation, cellular component: cytoplasmic vesicle; trans-Golgi network.
AAUAUUUGAUAUAGAUUGUAAUAGCUUUAUUUCAAAUGAUGGGUAUGAUUCAGUUAAGAUCUAUUGAGGUACCAUUAUCUUUAUCUAAUUACUGUUACACCUGUGCUAUAAACACAAACAAGGGUUUUCCAAGGCUGAUAUAUCUUACUUUGUAUUAUUGUUGAAGCAUUCACAUGUGUUGCUUGAUGCAAGACCUUUACUGACUGAUUUUUUUAUGCCUAAACAAACUAAAUAAACAAAAACCCCUUCCACUGGAACCCAUGAGACCUUAUUUCAGAAAGACUUGGCAGCUACAUGGCAGCGAAUGGAGAAAGACAAAUAAUUAUUUGAUCCUAUCCUAAGUUGAGGAUUGUCAUAAUAAAGCAGCAUAUCAUCAAGUGAACAUACUCAACAUACGACACCAACACCAACAUGGCCAUAAACUUGACCAAGCAAAUCUGGUCAUAUUGACAACUGCAUUUAUGUGAAAGGGUAGUUGGUUAGUUAUGUGAGCUGCUAAUAUACAGGACCAGCUCUACAAUGUUUAAAUUACUGUUUUGGUGACUGUUCAAUGCUGCAAACAUCACUUAUAUGACUACUAGCUGCAUAGUCUUUAUAAUUACAUGUUUUCAAAGCCUUAGACUGAAUCAGUUUUAUGACUUUACUGACUUGGACAAUUGCUCUUCAUCAUAUAUGUGAUUCAUGGCACAAUUCAAAUGGGAUCAAACCACAUAAUUUAUCUCUCCUCAUUCACUACCAUACAAAGUUUUUUCCAAAACAAAGUCCAAUGAGGGAAACCGGAAAGGGGGCGUGUCUUCGUCUCACUGCAGGGGGCCAGCGGCUAAUUUCUGCCCUGGGGCCCUGGAGCAGGUUAAUACGUCCCUGAUCUCAGCAACCCCUGACAUCUUCCACUGCAAGCCGGGUGCCUUUGAGUGUCUUGAAACAAAACUCGAAAUCCCAUGACACUGAUCGGGUUUGGCAAUCCCAUCACUUCUUUUCCGUCUCCUCGCUCUCCAGCUCCAUUCACAGCGACCGGUCACGCCUCGACCGGAAGUGACGAACGUGGCCACGAGCGUGACGAACGGCUUGUUCGAAAAUACAACAAGGAAGUGGCCGUUUAUUGUGUAUGGAAAAUAACCACCGGACAAAAACAUCUCUUCACGUCGUUGGGGGGGACGCUUCGCUCGCUUGUUGGGUGUCGGGGGAGGGUGAAGUCGCCGUGGACUUGCCCGAGAGCCCGUUUCCGAUCGUCUCGAGGGAUUUCUGCUCGCAGCCUGCUAGCUAGCUAGCGAUGAACACGGACGUGGAAUUUCACAUCAGGCAGAAUUAUCCGUGGAACAAGCUCCCAGCUAAUGUCAAACAGGCAGCUGUCAGGGUCGCACCGCUCGCUAACCUCCUCUGUGCUGCAGGCAGCAGGGGUUUCACCGGAGCCACAGUUGACCAUCAUUACAUUACAGCCAUUGGAGCUAAGCUGCCGCUGCCGAACCUCACUGGCGUCACAUGACUGAUUGUUUGAUAGAUGGUGCCACGUGACGUUAGCGCGUGGAACGACUCCUGCAAAUUCGUACAUUGAGUCCUUUGUGCACAGUGUGCGAUGUAAAUGCAGUGUCGAGAAACACACGAAGGAUGUCUCGCUGUUCAAGUGAUCUGCAGAGAUCCCUCCUCCUGCAUGGACGUUGAGCCAUUACGCCAGACAUGUCGUGGUGAACUGGAGGCGGGUGGAUGUUGAGCACACACAGGAGAUUUGUGCUGCUGUUUGAGCAUCAGUGUGCACCCUCACCGGAACUGGAUCACCAUGCAGAAACAGUGCGAAAGUGUCCUAGUAUCCCGGACCUCCAGAGUUUGGGGAACUCUCAGCGCGAAUAUGAGAAAUAUGUGCUGCUGUACAGCAUCCGCCACCAGCUGCGAUUCCGCAAUAACCUAGUGCGCCACGUGAGGAAGGAUGAGCGCAAGUACUAUGAGGAGCUCCUCAAGUACAGCCGGGAUCACCUGAUGCUGUACCCCUACCACCUGUCUGACAUCAUGGUCAAAGGGCUGCGAGUCACUCCAUUCUCGUAUUACAUAGGAAUCAUGGAGGAUAUUAUGAACAGUGAGAAGAGUUACGACUCCUUGCCCAAUUUCACUGCUGCUGACUGUCUGCGGCUGCUCGGCAUCGGGAGAAACCAGUACAUCGACCUGAUGAACCAGUGCAGGUCUUCCAAAAAAUUCUUCCGCAGGAAGUCGGCGCGGGACCUGCUGCCAGCCAAACCAGUGGAAAUCUCAGUGGAGCCGUGGUGGGUUGCGCAGACAGGCUACAUCACUGAGGAUGACAUCAGGAUCUGUUCCACAGCAGAGAAGAAAGCCAUUGAUAAGAUGAUCGAUUCUGGUCCUCAGCUGGCUGGAUCAAUGGAGUACAAUGUUGUUUUAAGCUUGUACAACCGGGGCUUCAUCUACUUGGAUGUUCCCAUAUCUGAUGACAGCUGCAUCUCAGUGCCCCCGCUGGAAGGCUUUGUCAUGAACCGCGUCCAAGGCGAUUACUUUGAAACGCUUCUCUACAAAAUCUUUGUGUCCAUUGAUGAGCAGACGAACGUAGCGGAGCUGGCGAAUGUGUUGGAGAUUGACUUGGACUUAGUGAAGAAUGCAGUUUCCAUGUACUGUCGCCUCGGCUUCGCCGUAAAGAAAGGUACGGUGUUCAACUCAGAACAGCUCCACCCUACCUGGAAGAACGCCCCAUCUGUCAACAGACUCAAGAGCACCAUGGACCCUCAGAAGAUGCUGCUGUCCUGGGAGCAGGGCAGUCCUGUCAUGGAGGGAGGCUCCUCAGCCACCGACACCGACACCACCAGUCUGGAAGACCAGGACACAGCCAGUGUAAGCAGCCUGAGCAUCCCAGCAGCACCCACAAAGAGGAUCGCGUUCCUCUUUGACUCCACCCUCACAGCCUUCCUCAUGAUGGGCAACCUGUCUCCGAACUUGAAGAGUCAUGCAGUGACCAUGUUUGAGGUGGGAAAGCUGUCCGAUGAGACUCUGGACAGUUUCCUGGCUGAGUUGGAGAAGGUGGAGAGCACAGCAGAGGGCGAGGCCCAGCGUUACUUUGACCACGCUUUGACCCUGAAAAAUACCAUCCUCUUCCUGCGGUAUAACAAAGAACUCACUCAGGAUCAGGGACCUGAUAUCCCAAAUAUAGGUUUCCCCUUGGAUAUGCUGCGCUGCGAGAGCCUGCUGGGUUUGGACCAGGCCACCUGCAGCCGCGUCCUCAACAAGAACUACAAGCUGCUGGUCUCAAUGGCGCCGCUCAGCAACGAGAUCAGACCCAUCAGCAGCUGCACGCCUCAGCACAUUGGCCCGGCCAUCCCUGAGGUGAGCUCCAUCUGGUUCAAGCUGUAUCUGUACCAUGUGACCGGCCAAGGCCCGCCGUCUCUGCUGCUCUCCAAAGGCUCCAGGCUCCGCAAACUGCCAGACAUAUUCCAGGUCUACGACAGGUUGCUGAUCACUUCCUGGGGUCACGACCCUGGAGUCGUGCCUACAUCCAACGUGCUGACCAUGCUCAACGAUGCCCUCACACACUCUGCUGUACUAAUCCAGGGUCACGGUAUGCACGGGCAUGGAGAAACGGUUCACAUCCCGUUCCCCUUUGAUGAGGAAGAUCUGAAAGCAGAGUUCUCCUACUCCAACAUGUGUACGCACAAGUCGCUGCAGAAGCUGAAGGAGCACGUGGACCUGGAGCAUCAGUGUGGCUACAUCACCAUGCUCAACGCCAACAACAGGCACCGCCGCAGGCCCAGCGACAGCACCGAGUGCAGAGACACUUUUUUUCAAGGGGACACCCAUCUGGGUGGAGGCCUGGACACGAACGGCAGCACGGAGUCUUUCGAGCUUGUGACAGAAGAAAACAACGGGGAUGGCAGCAAAGUAAAGACAGACACCCUUAACGCUGAAGACGAGUGGGUCCCUCUCGAGCUGUGCUUUGGCAUGCCCCUCUUCAGCUCCGAGCUCAACCGCAAAGUGUGUCGAAAAAUCGCCUCGCACAAACUGUGCUGCAACGAAAGCCUUCAAGAGCUACUUCACUCAAGCCGAAAGCUAUCGCUGAAGGUGUUAAGCUUCGUUCAGUCAUUCCAGGACACCGUUCAGCCCUCUGACAUGGACACCGGCGUGUCGAACCCUCUCAGUCAACCCCCGGCAGAGUCCGGUGUCCCCCUGCCCGCUCUCAACCUCCUCUUCAAGGACGGGCAGCUGAAGGAGUGGAGCGGGCGGGCCCCUCCUCCCCUAGACAUCUCAGCUCUGCAGAAGGACCAACCCACAUAAACCCCCCACGGAAACUUCCCGAUUUGGUCACGAGGGAAUUCUUAAUCGAGGUCCAACCCUGCAUCUUCAUCACAAGGAAGCACUCAUUCAGAAGCCUCGCCCUCAUAUCCGUCAGUGUCCACUCAUGGGAAAAUUAGCCCCGCCAGCACUUUGUCAUUUACCUACUGUAUGAGGAAUCAUCCUUCUGACACUAGUUCAAACCCCCUUCCUGCUCUUCCCCUUUGUGAUUCCUCGUAUCCGUAGUAAGGCAGUGUUAUCUGUUGGGUUGGUGCUAUUAUCACACUAUAUAACAGUGAUGCAGGUUAAACAGCAUUAUAACCUGGAACACCAUUUAACUGGAAACACGAGCGCUGUCCUCCACUGACCAGCCCCUUUCCCCUUCAAUCACUGGAUGUUUUGUGAUCCUCGGGAGCGGAGUGUUAAGUGCUUGGUAUUGAAUAGAUGUUGUUAAAAAAAAAAAGAAAAAAAAAAAAGAAAGAAAAAAUGACCCACAAAGUAAACCCAAGUGUUUAACAGACUUCUUCAGGAAUCAACAAUAUGCAUAUUCUAGGACCAAGAGUGGAGUCCAGAUACAGACCCCGCUGCCUCCCCCGUGUUGUCUCAUGUUAAGUGAUCUGAUGCAUGAUACUGUCGCACAACUCAUACCAUAAAAAAGAAACAACAACAAAAAAAGUUUCUCUUUACUUGUAAUCAAUAUUGAGGGCAUUUAUUAUUUGCACUGUGCAGGAUUUCUCCAAACCUUUGGAUGAAGUAAAUGUCAUUCUUUUUUUUUUCUUUUUUUUUUUCUUUUAUUUUUUUCAAGCAUUGGAUUCGUCGUAGUGCGCACAUGAUGUUAGAGCUCACGUUUGCAGCAGGAGAGUGUUUCCUCUUGGAAACUUGUUAAAAAUUGACUUGGCAUCAGAGAGACUGCAGUUUUUUUUUUUUGUUGUUGUUUUUUUUAAUCCUUUGUUAUAAUUUUCUUCUCAGUACAAGAGAAACACCAAAGACCAUUUUCCUUUCCUGUAUAAUGAGUUUUUUAAAUCUUGAAUCUGUUUUACUCUCCUACCUUUUUUUUCUUCUUUUGCUGCCUUAUUACUGCCAGCCAGCCAAUCAUAAACCACCAGGUCUUUGAUCAAAUCUCCGGAUUUGAUUUGCUUAUGUUUAGUUAUUAUUAUUAUUUUUUUGCCUUUCUUAGAUUUUACAGAUGAUUUAUAUGUGCAUUUUGAAUUUGAAUGAGUGUAAAUAACCAAUAAAAGCAACAUGAUUGGGGUCACGAACUACAAACCUUGACCCCGUGCUCAAGAAUUCAACAAGAUUAUCCAAGUGCACCUAAUUGCAUAGAAUGGGAACAGUCAGGUCCGUGUGUUUGACCCGGGCCUGUUGCCACUGCUGCCUGCCAGCAUCUCUCCCUGGAUCGACUCCAGCGUGUGUGCAGUGCGCUCUUGGCCGGCCCAGCCACACUCUCCAUGGCAUUCUGUUUACAUCGUGUUUUGAGGAAAAAAAAAAGCCAAAAAAAAAAGCCGCUUUGUAGUCUAGAGAGAAGAACUUUCGCUGUGAAAGCUGUCACAAAACCAUGGGAUGGAAAUGCUAAUGCUUUGCCCAGCUCCGUCUAGAUAUCGAUGGCCCCCCAAAAAAGCGUGCAAAGUCCGUCACGAAUUGUCAGUGUGGCUCCAGGAGUACUUUUGCAUUGCAUUUAGAGUGACAACCCAUUUUGUUGAGGUUUUUAUUCUUUUGAAGGAAGCUGCAGUUUUUUUUGACCCACUUGUGGUUGUCAGUUCUCAUAACGUGACGCUGAAAUAGGCAAAAAAAAACAAAAAACUUAACCACGAGGUCCCGUUGAAGCAUGAUGACUGUAGAAAACUAUUGUGUGUAUGUUGUGUAUGCGUGUGUAUUGUACACCUCACUUUUGGUGUGUUUUCGUACACGCCUACCUUUCACAAUAAGAGCCCCUCUCCCCUCCUUCCCACCAAUCCUGCCUGUCUGUUCUAGUUGCAGUACAUCCCAGAUCUCCCCCAUCCUCCCCCAGGUAUACAUCCACCACAGUGUUUAAAAAAAAAA